UGCAUAUGCGAACUCUUAUUAAAUAAGGCAUCCACAAUAAAAGAAGAAAACAAACACAGAGCUUGACCACAAAUAAAUAGUGCAUCAUUCUUUAAACUUUAAAGCAACCCAUCUUCAUUUUGAGUCGACACACUCAACCUCAUUUCGCACAGAAUCAUAUGAUGGAGGGCAUUUCGCACAGAAUGGUGAACGUAAACGGCAUAAACAUGCACGUAGCCGAGAAGGGCCAUGGCCCCACCGUCCUCCUCCUCCACGGCUUCCCCGAGCUCUGGUACACCUGGCGCCACCAGAUUCUCGCCCUCUCCGCCCUCGGCUACCGCGCGGUCGCCCCCGACCUCCGCGGCUUCGGCGACUCCGACGCCCCGCCAGAUUCCCCCAGCUACUCGUGCCUCCACGUGGCCGGCGACAUUGUGGCGCUCAUUGAGUCCCUCAGCGGCGGCGACCCGGUUUUCCUGGUGGCUCACGACUGGGGCGCCAUGGUCGGUUGGUACCUCUGCCUUUUCCGCCCAGAUUUAGUCAAGGCAUUCGUCUCACUAACGGUGCCGUUUCGCCCCCGCCAUCCCACCGUCAAGCCCAUCGCCGGCAUGCGGGCUUUCUUUGGAGAUGAAUACUACAUGUGCAGAUUUCAGGAAGUCGGAAAAGUCGAAUCAGAAAUGGCAGCAUACGGAGCGGAAGCAGUGAUAAAGAAGAUCCUAACGGACCGCACACCCGGGCCGCCCCGUCUACCUAAAGAAAAGCCUUUCGGAGAGGACCCGAAGAGCAUAAAGCUGCCACAUUGGUUCACUGAAGAAGACCUGAAAUACUACGCUGAUAAAUACAAUCAGAAUGGCUUCACUGGUGGUCUCAAUUACUACCGCGCACUUGAUUUGAACUGGGAGCUGACGGCUGCAUGGGCGGGAGCGAAGGUGAGAGUACCGGUGAAGUUCAUGGUGGGAGAUCUGGACAUGGUGUAUACUACGCCGGGAGUGAAGGAGUACGUGCACGGAGGCGGGUUCAAGAAAGAUGUGCCGUUGCUGGAGGAGUGUGUGGUGGUGGAGGAUACUGGCCACUUCAUCAACCAGGAGAGACCUCAAGAGGUUAAUGCUUGUCUUCAUGAAUUUUUCACCAAGUUUGUAGCUUAAUUAGCUACCUACUAUUCUCCAAUAUCUUCUACUACUAUCCUAACCAGAUUCAGUUAGCAUAGCCUAGACCUUUUCCAAUUCCAUGUUGUUUUGUUUUGGACCUUUCUUUUUUCUUGAUUGGUAAGUAAAUGUAUUAAACAACUUCACAGCUUCAACAUGCAUGGACUGUUGCUUUGAUU
Molecule: messenger RNA, 1300 nt
Organism: Salvia splendens (bonfire salvia)
Lineage: Eukaryota; Viridiplantae; Streptophyta; Magnoliopsida; Lamiales; Lamiaceae
Product: epoxide hydrolase A
Exons: 3
Coding region: 159-1121 (320 amino acids)
Molecular function (GO): catalytic activity
Source: RefSeq, a predicted model, not a curated record